UCCUGAGUAGGAUAUUCGAGAGCUCGACUCGAGCUGCAGAUACUCUGCAAAAUAACCCUAAUUUCUCCAACUCUGGGCCUUUAAACACCGAACCGUCGACGUUUCUGGAUUGCUUUGGAACAGGGCACGAGAUCCAACAUGAAUCCCAAGUGCGCACGAUGCACGAAGACGGUGUACCCGAUGGAAAAACUGAACUGCCUGGACAAGUACUGGCACAAGGGAUGCUUCAACUGCGAGGUGUGCCGUAUGACCCUCAAUAUGAAGAACUACAAGGGCUACAACAAGAAUCCUUACUGCAAUGCGCACUACCCCCAGAGCAAGCCGACGGUCGUAUCAGAGACACCGGAGAUUGCUCGUGUUAUGCAGCAGUCGCAGCAGCAAAGUCUGGCUGACAAGCCCUGGGACACGCCGGAGACCAAGCGCGUGCGGGAAAUGAACACAGUCCAGAGCGAGGCGGAGAUGGCAGCUGAGAUGGAGCUAACCGGUGAGCGGGCUGAGCAGCCCUAUGACACACCGGAAAUCGUCCGAUGUCGGGAAAUGAAAGAUCUCCAAAGCGAGAGAGUGUACAAGGAGAGAGCUAAACAACAAAUGAAGGGUUACGUAUCAGUUCCAGACUCACCUGAAAUUGUGAGAUUAAAAGAACAGCAAAAUCUCAGCGAGGUAAAAUACCACGAGGCCUACGAGAAGAGCAAGGCCAAGGGGUACACGCCUGUCGUUGACACGCCCGAAAACAUCCGCGUCAGGGAGUCCGGAAAGAUCGUGAGCCAGGUGAAGUGCAUAGAAGACUUUGAGAAGCUGCCCAAGCCGGGGAUGCUUCCUCCAGAUACCUCGGAAAUAACUCGAAUGAAGAAAGUGCAACAGAUGCAGAGUGAGAUUCCUUACAAAAAGGAAGUAAAGGAGAGUACAGGCAAGUUCUUCCCUGUCCAAGACACCCCGACCUACCAGCACCAACUACAAUUGACUAAAUAUCAGAGCGACCAUGUCUACUCAGAUGAGGCUAAGUACAUCAUGGAGAAGGGACACAGUCAGUACCCCUUCACUCCUGAAAUGACUAGGGUACAGGGAGCUGAGAAGGUCAAAUCUGAGCGGUUAUAUAAGGAGAGCUACGAGAAAUGGAAGUCCACCUUUACUCUUCCACCAGACACUCCUGUCAUUGUUCACGCUAAGAACAUGGGUGAACUUCACAGCGAGAUGAAGUACCAUGAACUGUAUCAGAAAGAGCUUGGACUGACCAAUAAGUUGCCACCAGACGCCAUUCUGCUCAGGAGUGCCAAACAAGCUGUGAAAAUAGCCAGCGAGAUUGAAUACAGCAAAAAGUCUCUCCAAGAGACUAGAAAGAUGCCAUACACUGCAGUCGACUCUCUCGCGUACAUGACAGCAAAAGCAGUCUCAGGCAUGAUCAGUCAGGUAGAGUAUACCAAGCAGCUUGGCAAGACUCUAUCGCAGUACAACAUCACGGCAGACACACCAGCAAUCCAGCAAGCGAAGAAGGCACAACAGAUACAGAGCCAGAACACCUAUACCAAGGACAAGCCCACCAACUACACUGCAGUGUACGACUCUCCACUGAUGAAACAGGCCUCGAACCUGUCCAAGAUACAGAGUGAUAUUCCCUACAAACAAGAAGUAAAGGAGACUACAGGCAAGUUCUUCCCUGUCCAAGACACCCCAACCUACCAGCACCAACUACAGCUCAGUAAAUAUGAGAGUGACAAUAACUACAAGGGUGAGGCUAAACACAUCAUGCAGCAGGGACACAGUCAGUACCCCUUCACUCCUGAGAUGUUCCUGGUUGGAGACGCAGAGAAGAUCAAAUCCGAGAAUACAUACCGAAAAAUGUAUGAAGACAGCAAGGCACAGGGCAAUACUCUACCAGCGGAUGCCAUCCACAUUAAGAGAGCCAAGGAGGCCAUGGACAUAUCCAGUGAGAUCAACUAUGUGAAGAAAGCCAGGAAGGAUGCCACACACAAGCCUCACAUUGCUGUGGACUCCCUGUCCUACAUGACAGCCAAGGCUGUGAACGGUCUUGUUAGUCAGGUGAAGUACAAGGAACACCUUGACAAGGCCCUGGCCAGCUACAGUCUUCCCUCUGACACUCCGGAGAUCCUGCUAGCCAGGAAGGCACAGAAGAUUCAGAGUCAGCACCAGUACACCAAAGACAAGCCCUCCAAGUACACCACUGUGUAUGACACCCCACUGAUGCUGCAGGCUUCUAAAGUCUCCCAGAUGCAGAGUGAUAUUCCUUACAAGAAGGAAGUAAAGGAGAGUACAGGCAAGUUCUUCAAUGUCCAAGACACUCCGACCUACCAGCACAAUCUACAGCUCAGUAAAUAUGAGAGUGACCAUAAGUACAAAGAUGAGGCAAAGUACAUCAUGGAGCAGGGGCACAGUCAGUACCCCUUCACUCCUGAAAUGUCCAGGGUGGAAGGUGCUGAAAAGAUGAAAUCAGAGCAUCUGUACAAGGCCAACUAUGAGAAGUACAAGACAGGCUACACCAUGCGCGUUGACGACCCCAAGAUUGUCCAUGCUAAAGAGGUGGCUACACUGCAGAGUGAGAACAAGUACAAGGAGCAGUAUGAGAAGGACAAAGAACAGGGGAAGUCCCUAACUGUGGAUUCUGUCAACAUCCAGAGAGCAAAAGAUGCCAUGGAAAUGGCAAGUGAGAUUAAAUACAUGAAAGAAGCUCAGAGAACAGCACAGAGGACUCCGUUCAAUGCAGUGGAUUCCUUGGCUUAUAUGACAGCGAAAGCAGUUUCAAAACUUAACAGUCAGUUGAAGUACACAGAGAAGCUUCGUGAGGCUUUGAGUCAGUACCAGCUCACUGCUGAUGUUCCUGCUAUCAAGGAGGCAAGGAGAGCACAAGAGAUCCAAAGCCAGCAUAACUACACCAAGGACAAGCCAACAAAGUACACUACUGUGUAUGACACACCCUUGAUGUUGCAAGCCUCUAAUGUUGCAAAGAUUCAAAGUGAUAUUCCCUACAAGAGAGAAGUAAAGGAGAGUACAGGCAAGUUCUUCCCUGUCCAAGACACCCCGACCUACCAGCACAUGCUGCAGCUUACUGAAUACGAGAGUGACCAUAAGUACAAAGAUGAGGCUAAACACAUCAUGCAGAAGGGACACAGUCAGUACCCCUUCACUCCUGAGAUGUUUCUAGUGGAGGAUGCAGAAAAGAUCAAGUCAGAGCGCCUGUACAAGCAAAACUAUGAGAAGUGGAAGACAGGCUACACCAUGCACGUUGAUGACCCCAAGAUUGUCCAUGCUAAAGAGGUGGCUACACUGCAGAGCGAGAACAAGUACAAGGAGCAGUAUGAGAAGGACAAAGAACAGGGGAAGUCCCUAACUGUCGAUUCUGUCAACAUCCAGAGGGCCAAAGGUGCCAUGGAAAUGGCCAGUGAGAUUAAUUACAUGAAGGAGGCCCGUAAAGUGGCCCAGCGGAACUCCCAUGGUGCUGUGGACUCUCUGAGCUAUCUGACAGCUAAAGCAGUUUCCAACCUCACCAGUCAGGUGAAGUACACAGAGAAGCUGCGUGAGGCUCUGUCACAGUACCAGCUCUCAGCAGACAUGCCUGCCAUUCUGGAGGCACGGAGGGUGCAGGAAAUACAAAGCCAGCAUAACUACACCAAGGACAGACCAACGCAGUACACCACUGUGUAUGAAACACCUCUGAUGAUGCAGGCUUCUAAUGUCGCAAAGAUGCAAAGUGAUAUUCCUUACAAGAAGGAAGUAAAGGAGACUACAGGCAAGUUCUUCCCUGUCCAAGACACACCGACUUACCAGCACCACCUACAGCUUACUAAAUAUGAGAGCGAUCGCAACUACAAGGAUGAGGCAAAACACAUCAUGCAGCAGGGGCACAGUCAGUACCCCUUCACUCCUGAGAUGUCCAGGGUAGAAGAUGCUGAAAAGAUCAAAUCAGAGCGCUUGUACAAGCAAAACUAUGAGAAGUGGAAGUCCAGAUACACCAUGAGUGUUGAUGACCCCAACAUUAUCCGUGCCAAGGAGGUGGCUUCUCUUCAAAGCGAGAACAAAUACAAGGAGCAGUAUGAGAAGGACAAAGAACAGGGGAAAUCUGAAACUGUGGAUUCUGUCAACAUCCAGAGGGCAAAAGGUGCCAUGGAAAUGGCAAGUGAGAUAAAUUACAUGAAGGAGGCCCGUAAAGUGGCCCAGCGGAACUCCCAUGGUGCCGUGGACUCUCUGAGCUAUCUGACAGCUAAAGCAGUUUCCAACCUCACCAGUCAGGUGAAGUACAGAGAAAAGCUGCGUGAGGCUCUGUCACAGUACCAGCUCUCAGCAGACAUGCCUGCCAUUCUGGAGGCACGGAGGGUGCAGGAAAUACAAAGCCAGCACAACUACACGAAGGACAGGCCUACAAAUUACACCACAGUCUAUGAUACUCCGCUUCUAAAGCAAGCUGCUAACGCGGCCAAGUGGCAGAGUGAUGUUCCAUACAAGAGGGAAGUAAAGGAGAGUACAGGCAAGUUCUUCCCUGUCCAAGACACCCCGACCUACCAGCACAUGCUGCAGCUUACUGAAUACGAGAGUGACCAUAAGUACAAAGAUGAAGCUAAACACAUCAUGCAGCAGGGACACAGUCAGUACCCCUUCACUCCUGAGAUGUUCAGGGUUGACGAUGCUGAAAAGAUCAAAUCUGAGCGCCUGUACAAGGCCAACUAUGAGAAGUGGAAGACAGGCUACACGAUGCUCUUUGAUGACCCCAACAUCAUCCGUGCUAGAGAGGUUACAUCGCUACAGAGUGAGAUCAGAUACGUGGAGGAAGCUCGCAAAGAGGCCCAGAAGAGGCCGUUCAAUGCUGUGGACUCUUUGGCCUAUCUGACGGUCAAAGCAGUUUCAAAUCUCAACAGCCAGCUGAAGUACAGAGAGAAACUCCCCGAGGCUCUGAGCCAGUACCACCUUAGUGCUGAUAUCCCUGCUAUCAAAGAGGCUAGAAGAGCGCAGGAGAUUCAAAGCCAGCAUAAUUACACCAAGGACAGGCCCACCAGGUACACUACAGUGUAUGAGACACCUCUCAUGAAGCAAGCAGAACUAGUGGCCAAGCUACAAAGUGAUAAUCUCUACAAGAAGGAAGUGAAGGAGAGUACAGGCAAGUUCUUCCCUGUCCAAGACACCCCGACCUACCAGCACAUGUUGGAGCUGACUGAAUAUGAGAGUGACCAUAAGUACAAGGAUGAGGCUAAACACAUCAUGCAGCAGGGCCACAGUCAGUACCCCUUCACUCCUGAGAUGUCCAGGGUGGAAGAUGCUGAAAAAGUCAAGUCUGAGCGGUUGUACAAGGAGAACUAUGAGAAGUGGAAGUCCAGGUACACCAUGCUUGUUGAUGACCCCAAGAUUGUCCAUGCUAAAGAGGUGGCUACACUGCAGAGCGAGAACAAGUACAAGGAGCAGUAUGAGAAGGACAAAGAACAGGGGAAAUCUGAAACUGUGGAUUCUGUCAACAUCCAGAGGGCAAAAGGUGCCAUGGAAAUGGCAAGUGAGAUAAAUUACAUGAAGGAGGCCCGUAAAGUGGCCCAGCAGAACUCCCAUGGUGCCGUGGACAAUUUGAGCUAUCUGACAGCUAAAGCAGUUUCCAACCUAACUAGUCAGGUGAAGUAUACAGAGAAGCUACGAGAGGCACUUACCCAGUACCAGAUCACACAUGACAUACCUGCCAUUCAGGAGGCAAGAAGGGCUCAGCAGAUACAAAGCCAGCAUAACUACACUAAGGACAGACCCACCAAGUACACCACAGUGUAUGAAACACCACUCAUGAAGCAAGCAGAGCUGGUGGCCAGACUACAGAGUGAUAUUCCCUACAAGAAAGAUGUGCGAGAGGCUGAAGUGAAGCAGUUCCCAGUCCACGACACUCCAACCUACGAGCACAUGCUGCAGCUUACAAAGUACCAGAGUGACCAUGUCUACAAGGAUGAGGCUAAAGAGAUCAUGGAGAAGGGCCACAGUCAGUACCCCUUCACUCCUGAGAUGUCCAGGGUAGAAGAUGCUGAAAAAGUCAAGUCAGAGCGUUUGUACAAGGAGAACUAUGAGAAGUGGAAGUCCAGGUACACCAUGCUUGUUGAUGACCCCAAGAUUGUCCAUGCUAAAGAGGUGGCUACACUGCAGAGUGAGAACAAAUACAAAGAACAGUAUGAGAAGGACAAAGAACAGGGGAAAUCUGAAACUGUGGAUUCUGUCAACAUCCAGAGGGCAAAAGGUGCCAUGGAAAUGGCCAGUGAGAUUAAUUACAUGAAGGAGGCCCGUAAAGUGGCCCAGCGGAACUCCCAUGGUGCCGUGGACUCUUUGAGCUAUCUGACAGCUAAAGCAGUUUCCAACCUCACCAGUCAGGUCAGGUAUACAGAGAAGCUGCGUGAGGCUCUUACCCAGUACCAGAUCACACAUGACAUCCCUGCCAUUCAGGACGCCAGAAGGGCUCAGCAGAUACAAAGCCAGCAUAACUACACCAAGGACAGACCCACCAAGUACACCACCGUGUAUGAAACUCCACUCAUCAAGCAGGCAGAGUUGGUGGCCAGACUACAGAGUGAUAUUCCAUACAAAAAGGAGAUGAAGGAGGCUGAAGUGAAACAAUUCCCUGUCCACGACACUCCAACCUAUGAGCACAUGCUGCAGCUUACAAAGUACCAGAGCGACCAUGUCUACAAGGAUGAGGCUAAAGAGAUCAUGGAGAAGGGCCACAGUCAGUAUCCCUUCACUCCUGAGAUGUUUCGAGUUGAUGAUGCAGAGAAGAUCAAAUCUGAGCGUUUGUACAAGGAGAACUAUGAGAAGUGGAAGUCCAGGUACACUAUGCUUGUUGAUGACCCCAAGAUUGUCCAUGCUAAAGAGGUGGCUACACUGCAGAGUGAGAACAAAUACAAGGAGCAGUAUGAGAAAGACAAAGAACAGGGGAAAUCUGAAACUGUGGAUUCUGUCAACAUCCAGAGGGCAAAAGAUGCCAUGGAAAUGGCCAGUGAGAUCAAUUACGCCAAAGAAGCUCGUAAAGUGGCCCAGCGGAAACCGUUCAGUGCUGUGGAUUCAUUGACAUACCUGACAGCUAAGGCAGUUUCGAAGCUGAAUAGCCAGUUGAAGUACACAGAAAACCUGCGCGAUGCCCUAACCCAGUACCACAUCACAGCUGAUAUGCCUGCUAUCAAGGAGGCCAGGAGGGCUCAGGAAAUACAGAGCGAGCAUAACUACACCAAGGACAGGCCCACCAGCUACACUACAGUAUAUGAGACCCCACUCAUCAAGCAAGCAGAGUUGGUGGCCAGACUACAGAGUGAUAUUCCCUACAAGAAAGAUGUGCGUGAGGCUGAAGUGAAACAGUUUCCAGUCCACGACACUCCAACCUACGAGCACAUGCUGCAGCUUACAAAGUACCAGAGCGACCAUGUCUACAAGGAUGAGGCUAAGGAGAUUAUGGAGAAGGGACACAGUCAGUACCCCUUCACUCCUGAGAUGUCCAGGGUGGAAGAUGCUGAAAAAGUCAAGUCUGAGCGGUUGUACAAGGAGAACUAUGAGAAGUGGAAGUCCAGGUACACCAUGCUUGUUGAUGACCCCAAGAUUGUCCAUGCUAAAGAGGUGGCUACACUGCAGAGUGAGAACAAGUACAAGGAGCAGUAUGAGAAGGACAAAGAACAGGGGAAAUCUGAAACUGUGGAUUCUGUCAACAUCCAGAGGGCAAAAGAUGCCAUGGAAAUGGCCAGUGAGGUGAACUAUACCAAAGAAGCCCUCAGGGAGGCCCACAGUAAGGGAUACAAUGCAGUGGACUCAGUCCCCUACAUGACUGCCAAAGCAGCAGCUGAGAUCAGCAGUGAGGUGAAGUACACAGAAAAGCUGCGUGAGGCUCUGUCCCAGUAUCUGAUCACACAUGAUGUACCUGCUAUUCUGGAGGCCAGGAGGGCCCAGGAGAUCCAGAGUCAGCAUAACUACACCAAGGACAGGCCUACCAAGUACACCACAGUGUAUGAGACUCCUCUCAUCAAGCAAGCUGAGCUGGUGGCUCAACUACAAAGUGAUAUUCCUUACAAGAAAGAGUUGAAGGAGAGUGUUCGGAAGCAGUUUCCAGUCCACGACACUCCAACCUACGAGCACAUGCUGCAGCUUACAAAGUACCAGAGUGACCAUGUCUACAAGGAUGAGGCUAAGGAGAUCAUGGAGAAGGGACACAGUCAGUACCCCUUCACUCCUGAGAUGUCCAGGGUGGAAGAUGCAGAGAAGAUUAAAUCUGAGCGCUUGUACAAAGCCAACUAUGAAAAGUGGAGAGCACAGUACUCCAAGAGUGUCGAUGAUCCUGACAUUGUUCAUGCCAGGGAAGUUGGAGAGCAACAAAGCGAGAACAAAUACCGUGAGCUUUAUAAGAAAGAACGUGGGAAGACAAAUGCUCUGCCUCCUGACACUGUGGACAACGUCAGAGCAAAGGCUGCUGCCGAAAUCUCCAGUGAGGUGAGGUAUACACAGGAUGCUCAGAAGGAAGCCCGCAGCAAGCCCUUCAAUGCCAUGAUGUCACUCGCCACCCUCACUGCCAAGGUUGUGGCAGGUUUAACCAGCCAGAGGAAGUACACAGACAGGGCAGCCAGGAUUCGUUCCCGCUUUAACAUGCCGGCAGACACGCCCAGCAUUCAGGAGGCAAAGAGGGUGCAAGAGCUUCAGAGUCAGUAUCUCUACACCAAGGAUCGGCCGACAACCUACACUACUGUGUAUGACACUCCUUACAUAAAGCAGGCAGAGCACGUGGCACAGCUGCAAAGUGAUAUUCCUUAUAAGAAAGAGAUGAAGGAAGCUGAAGUGAAGCAGUUCCCAGUCCACGAGACCCCAGUGUACCUGUACCAACUUCAAGUGUCUGGGUACCAGAGUGACCAUGUCUACAAGGAUGAGGCUAAGGAGAUCAUGGAGAAGGGACACAGUCAGUACCCCUUCACUCCUGAGAUGUCCAGGGUAGAAGAGGCUGAAAAAAUUAAAUCUGAGAAACUGUACAAGGAAGCUUUUGAGAAGCAGCGAGGCCACUUCACUGUCCGUGUGGAUGACCCUCAAAUCACUCAUGCCAAGGAAACAACUGAUCUACAGAGCGAGAACAAGUACAAGGAACAGUACCUACAGGAUAAGGGGAAGGGUCAGAUGUUGCCUUUUGAUGCCAUGGAGAACAUGAGAGCUAAGGAGGCCAUGGACAUUGCCAGCGAGGUGAAGUACGUGAAGAAAACUCGUUCUGAGAUGCAGAAUCAGAUGUUCACGUCUGUGGACACUCUGGGGAACCUGACAGCCAAGGCCUGUAUGGACAUGAUCAGCCUGGUCAAGUACAAACAGGAGGCUGAGAAGACCAGGCCGCAGCACAAGAUGCCUGCUGACCUGCCUGAAGUCAAGUGGGCAAAAGAGGUCCAGCUGCUUCAGAGUCAGAAAAACUACACCAAGGACAGGCCAACCAGCUACACCACUGUGUACGAAACUCCACUUAUCAAGCAAGCUGAGUUGGUGGCACAACUGCAAAGUGAUAUCCCUUACAAGAAAGAGAUGAAGGAAGCUGAAGUGAAGCAGUUCCCAGUCCAUGAGACUCCCCUGUAUCAGUACAUGUUACAAGUGUCUGGGUACCAGAGUGACCAUAACUACAAGGAUGAGGCCAAACACAUCAUGGAGAAGGGACACAGUCAGUACCCCUUCACUCCUGAGAUGUCCAGGGUAGAGGAAGCUGAGAAACUCAAAUCUGAGAAACUGUACAAGGAAGCUUUUGAGAAGCAGCGAGGCCACUUCACUGUCCGUGUGGACGACCCUCAAAUCACUCAUGCCAAGGAAACAACUGAUCUGCAAAGCGAGAACAAGUACAAGGAACAGUACCUGCAGGAUAAGGGGAAGGGUCAGAUGUUGCCUCUUGAUGCCAUGGAGAACAUGAGAGCUAAGGAGGCCAUGGACAUCGCCAGUGAGGUGAAGUAUGUGAGGAAAACUCGUGCUGAGAUGCAGAAUCAGAUGUUCACGUCUGUGGACUCCCUGGGGAACCUGACAGCCAAGGCCUGUAUGGACAUGAUCAGCCUGGUCAAGUACAAACAGGAGGCUGAGAAGACUAGGCCGCAGCACAAGAUGCCUGCUGACCUGCCUGAAGUCAAGUGGGCAAAAGAAGUCCAGCAGCUUCAGAGUCAUCAAAACUACACCAAGGACAGGCCAACCAGCUACACCACUGUGUAUGAGACUCCUCUUAUCAAACAAGCAGAGCUGGUCGCUCAACUGCAAAGUGAUAUUCCUUACAAGAAAGAGAUGAAGGAAGCUGAAGUAAAGCAGUUCCCAGUCCACGAGACAGAGCAGUACAAGUACAUGUUACAAGUGUCUGGGUACCAGAGUGACCAUAACUACAAGGAUGAAGCAAAACACAUCAUGGAGCAGGGACACAGUCAGUACCCCUUCACUCCUGAGAUGUCCAGGGUAGAGGAAGCUGAAAAAAUUAAAUCUGAGAAACUGUACAAGGAAGCAUUUGAGAAACAUAGAGGCCAGUUCACGGUUCGACUGGACGACCCUCAGAUUGCUCAUGCCAAGGAAGUAUCUGAUCUCCAAAGCGAGAACAAGUACAAGGAACAGUACCUACAGGAUAAGGGGAAGGGUCAGAUGUUGCCUCUUGAUACCAUGGAGAACAUGAGAGCCAAGGAGGCCAUGGACAUCGCCAGUGAGGUGAAGUACUACCGUCCAACCCGAGAUGAGAUGCAGAAUCAGAUGUUCACGUCUGUGGACACCCUAGGGAACCUGACAGCCAAGGCCUGUAUGGACAUGAUCAGCCUGGUCAAGUACAAACAGGAGGCUGAGAAGACCAGGCCGCAGCACAAGAUGCCUGCUGACCUGCCUGAAGUCAAGUGGGCAAAAGAAGUUCAGCAGCUUCAGAGUCACCAAAACUACACCAAGGACAGGCCAACUAACUACACCACUGUGUAUGACACCCCUUUUAUCAAGCAAGCUGAGCUGGUGGCUCAACUGCAAAGUGAUAUCCCUUACAAGAAAGAGAUGAAGGAAGCUGAAGUGAAGCAGUUCCCAGUCCAUGAGACUCCCCUGUAUCAGUACAUGUUACAAGUGUCUGGGUACCAGAGUGACCAUAACUACAAGGAUGAGGCAAAAUACAUCAUGGAGAAAGGACACAGUCAGUACCCCUUCACUCCUGAGAUGUCCAGGGUAGAGGAAGCUGAGAAACUCAAAUCUGAGAAACUGUACAAGGAGAACUUUGAGAAGCAGAGAGGUCAUUUCACUGUUCGCGUGGACGAUCCAGAAAUCCUUCAUGCCAGGGAGACUGCAGCGCUGCAGAGUGAGAGGAAGUACAAGGAGCAGUAUAUCAAAGACAAGGGCAAGGGACUCCUACUGCCACUGGAUGCCAUGGAGAAUCUGAGAGCUAAGGAGGCCAUGGACAUCGCUAGUGAGGUGAAGUACUACCGUCCAACCCGAGAUGAGAUGCAGAAUCAGAUGUACACCUCCGUGGACUCGCUGGCUAACCUGACUGCCAAGGCCUGUACCGACAUGAUCAGCCAGGUAAAAUACAGGGAAGAGGCUGAGAAGAUGCGUCCGCAGCACAAGAUGCCUGCUGACCUGCCUGAAGUCAAGUGGGCGAAAGAAGUCCAGUAGCUCCAGAGUCAGAAAAACUACACCAAGGACAGGCCAACCAGCUACACCACUGUGUAUGACACUCCUCUUAUCAAGCAAGCCGAGCUGACAGCCCAACUACAAAGUGAUAUUCCUUACAGGAAGGAAGUGAAGGAAGCUGAAGUAAAGCAGUUCCCUGUCCACGAGACAGAGCAGUACAAGUACAUGUUACAAGUGUCUGGGUACCAGAGCGACCAUGUCUACAAGGAUGAAGCUAAAGACAUCAUGGAGCAGGGACACAGUCAGUACCCCUUCACUCCUGAGAUGUCCAGGGUAGAGGAAGCCGAGAAACUUAAAUCUGAGAAACUGUACAAGGAAAACUUUGAGAAGAUGAGGGGCCAGUUCUCGGUGCGUCUUGAUCAUCCUGACAUCGUCCAUGCUCGGGAAGUAGCUGAUCUACAGAGCGAGCGGAAAUACAAGGAACAGCAUCUACAAGAUAAGCUCAAGAGUCAUUUCUUGCCUCUUGAUGCCAUGGACAACACAAGAGCUAAGGAGGCCAUGGAAAUAGCCAGUGAGGUGAAAUAUACUGACAAGGCGAGAAAGGAAAUGCAGAAUCAGAUGUACCAGGCAGUCGACUCCCUGACCAACAUGUCUGCUAAACUGGUUCACGAUCUCGUCAGCCAGGUCAAGUACAAACAGGAGGCUGAGAAGACCAGGCCACAGCACAAGAUGCCUGCUGACCUGCCUGAAGUCAAGUGGGCAAAAGAAGUCCAACAGCUUCAGAGUCAGAAAAACUAUACCAAGGACCGCCCGACUAACUACACUCCAGUGUACGACACCCCUGCAAUCAAACAGGCUGAGGAGGCCGCAUUGAUGCAGAGUGAUAUUCCCUACAAGAAGGAGGUAAAAGAAGCUGAGGUUAAGCAGUUCCCUGUCCACGAGACGUCACAAUAUGAGUUCAUGCUGCAAGUCUCACACUACCAGAGUGACCAUGCCUAUAAGGAUGAGGCAAAAUACAUCAUGGAGAAGGGCCACAGUCAGUACCCCUUCACUCCUGAGAUGUCCAGGGUGGAAGAGUCUGAGAAACUGAAAUCAGAGAAACUUUACAAGGAGAACUUUGAGAAGCAGCGUGGGCAUUACUCCGUCCGAGUGGACGACCCACAGAUCCUACAUGCAAAGGAGGCUGACAUUCUUCAGAGUGAGAACAAGUAUCGUGAGCAGUACUUGAAGGAGAAAGGCCAGGGUCUUAUUCUACCGCUGGACUCCAUGGACAACCAGCGGGCUAAAGAGGUUUCCGAGCUGGUUAGUGAGGUGAAGUACGCUCAGGAUGCUCGAAGGGAAGCACAGGAGAAGAUGUACAACACUGUGGACUCCCUGACCAGUAUGACUGCUCAGGUGGUCUCACAGCUCACCAGUCAGGUGAAGUACAAAGAGCAGGCAGACAAGGAGAGGUGUCAGCACAAGGUUCCUGCCGACACACCUGAUAUCACCUGGGCUAAGGAAGUACAGCAUCUACAGAGCCAGAAAAGCUACACCAAGGACAGGCCAACCAACUACAUCCCUGUGUACGACUCUCCUUACAUCAAGCAGGCAGAGGAAGCCAGCAAACUGCAGAGCUCGCUCCAGUACAGUGACCGCGAUGCUGGCACGCUACAAUCCGAGUUCCGAGGUCAGCGCUACACUCCGCUGGAAACUCUGGAGAGGAAACACACCGAGGAAAUCAGGAACAUCGUCAGCGAUGUGGUCUACAAGGAUGAGGCUAAGGAGAUUAUGCAGAAGGGCCACAGUCAGUACCCCUUCACUCCUGAGAUGUCCAGGGUAGAGGAAGCUGAGAAACUCAAAUCACAUCAUCUGUACCAGGAGAACUACAAGAAAUACCUGAAAAACUUCACCAUCCGUGCAGACUACCCCGACAUUGUGUUUGCCAAGGAGACUUCUGACCUGCAGAGCGAGAACAAGUAUCGUGAGCAGUACAACAAGGAGAGGGGUCAAGGUCGUAUGUUGCCCCUGGAUACCAUGGACAACCUCCACGCCAAGGAGGCAGUAGCACUGGCCAGUGAGGUUAAGUACACACAAGACGCCCGUAAGGAGGCCCAGGAGAAGAUGUACACACCUGUGAACUCCCUGACCCUCAUGACUGCCAGGAUGGUGUCUGACCUCACCAGCCACGCUAAGUACAGAGAACAGGUCCAGUCUACUCUGGCACAGCACAAGAUGCCGCACGACAUGCCUGAAGUCCUCUGGGCAAAGGAAGUGGGGAAACUGCAGAGCCAGAUUGAAUAUGCCAAAGGAAAAUGCAACGAGUACACUCCAGUGUUUGACACCCCGGCUAUACGGCAAGCAGACGAGGCAUCCAGACUGCAAAGUGAUAUACCAUACAAGUAUGAAGUCAAGAAUCUUAUAGGAAAACAGUUCCCCGUCCACGAGACAGAGCAGUACAAGUACAUGUUACAAGUGUCUGCGUACCAGAGUGACCACGCCUACAAGGAUGAGGCUAAAGACAUCAUGGAGCAGGGACACAGUCAGUACCCCUUCACUCCUGAGAUGUCCAGGGUAGAGGAAGCUGAGAAACUCAAAUCUGAGCAUCUGUACAAGGAGAACUAUGAGAAGUGGAAGCAGAAAUACACCAGUCAUCCCAACCAGCUGGGCUUUGUGACUGCUAAAGAGAUUGCAGAGGUUCAGAGUGAGUCCAAAUACCGUGAGAAGUAUGUGAAGGACAUGGGGACCGGGUACUUCGUGCCUGCAGACAACAUUGUUGCUGUACGGGUGAAGGAGGCCACAGAACUGGCCAGCGAGGUUAAAUACUCCAAGGAUGCCCUGAAAGAAGCUCAGAGUAAGAAGUUUGAUGCAGCUGGAGAUUCAGUGGUCGUCAAGACGGCUCAGGAAGUCUCAGAGCUGACCAGUGAGGUCAAGUACAAGGAGCAGGCAGAGAAGACCAAGUCCCAGCACAAAGUACCUGUAGAUGCACCUGACUUUAUUUGGGCCAAGGAAGUGGGAGAACUGCAGAACCAGCGCUUGUAUGCAAAAGACAAGUCGGACAAGUAUGUUCCUGUUUUGGACACUCCAGUCAACCUUCAUGCAAAGGAGGCUGGCACUCUACAGAGCCAUCUCCCCUACAGUAACCGCAACGCUGGCACGCUAUUCUCUGAGUACAGAGGACAGCGUUACACACCACUGGUCACCCUGGAGAAGAAACAUACAGAUGAGGUACAGAGCAUGAUCAGUGAUGUCAUCUACAAGGAUGAGGCUAAGGAGAUCAUGCAGAAGGGACACAGUCAGUACCCCUUCACUCCUGAGAUGUCCAGGGUAGAGGAAGCUGAGAAACUCAAAUCUGAGAAUCUGUACAAGGCCAACUAUGAGAAGCACAAACAGGUGUACACACAAACCCCCAACACAGCCCACAUCACAGCGUGUAAGGAGGCUGCAGAGUUACAGAGUGAGAUGAAGUACAGAGAACAGUAUGAGAAGGGGAAAGGUCAUGGCUAUUUCCUCCCACCAGACUCGAUGGAAAAUGUCAGGGCAAAGGAGGCCAGUCAGCUGGCUAGUCAGAUCCUGUACACCCACGAUGCUCAGAAGGAAGCACAGACCAAACCCUACAACCCCGUGUCUUCCCUCACACUCCUGACUGCCCAGGCCGUCUCAGACCUCACCAGCGAGGUGAAGUAUUCAGAGGAGGCAGAGAAAACCAAGUCGCAGCACAAGAUGCCUCCAGAUGCACCGGAGAUACAGAGGGCCAAGGAAGUUGGCCAGCUACAGAGCCAGGUUCAGUACACCAAGGACAAGACUAACCAGUACACCGCUGUGCUGGACACACCCAGUAAUCGUCAUGCAGUGGAGGCCACCAGACUCACCAGCGAGCUUCCUUACAAAGAAGAAGCUGAAGACAUGAUCAGGAACAAGGCGUUUGCAGCACAGGACACCCCGGUCAUGGAUCGCGUGAAGAAAGUGACGGACCUUCAGAGCGACGUGGUGUACAAGGCUGACGCUAAACACAUCAUGUCGCUGGGCCACAGCCAGUACCCCUGGACCCCUGACAUGGCCAGGGUACAGGAGGCAGAGACCAUCAAGUCUGAGCGCCUCUACACCAGGGAUUCCAAGGAUCAGAAGCAGAAGUUCACCAUCCUCCCAGAAACUCCUGAGGUCGCCUUAGCAAAGGAAGUGGCUAAACUCCAAAGCGAGAAACAGUACAAGGAGGAGUACCAGAAGGAGAGAGGCAAGGGUCUCCACCUUCCCCCCGACGCUGUGGACAACCUGCGGGCCAAGGAAGCCAACCUGUUAGCCAGUCAGAUCAAAUAUGCUGAGGAGGCUCGCAAAUCCGCCGAGGGUAAGAAGUUUGAUGCUGUGGCCGAGACGCCGGUGUUCAAGACAGCCAUAGAGGCAGCCGAGUACGCCAGCGAGACAAACUACGUGAAGGAUUAUGAGAAGGGGAAGACCAAAUACAACAUUACCGCGGACACUCCCCUCAUGAAGACCGCCAGACAGUCUUCAAAUCUGGCAAGUGAGUUCAAGUACCAGCAGCAGGUCAAAGGGGCCAAGUUUGAGUCAAUCUGUGACGGCAUUCGCGAGGUGCAUUGCGCUACUGCCAGCAAGCUGCAGAGUGACAUUGAGUACAAACAGCCACUUGGGAGGUACACCGUGAUCACCGACACUCCGGAGAUGAGGAAGAUCGCCUCUCUCCAGGAGAUCAUCAGCGAUAUCUUCUACAAGGAGGAGGCCAAGGAAAUCAUCGAAAGAUGCUGCAGCCAGGCCCCCAUUUACUUGGAGAUGGAUCGCAUGGCCAGGCUGCAGGACCUGCUCAACAUGACUCAGUACCGUGAGAAGUGGGAGAUGGACAAGAAGAAGUACACCGUCCUCACCGACUCACCGGAGCUCAUCCGAGUUGUGGAGACUGGCAAGCAGCAGAGUGAUCUGGAGUACAAGAAAGACAUGCAGAAGCAGCAGAAGAAGGGUUACCACCUGGUGCCCGACGCCAUGGCCUUCUCCACGGCGAAGGAGGCUGCCAAGAUCGCCAGCGAUGUGGAGUACAAGACCAAAGACCUGAUCGACAUGCGGCAGGCGAGCUUCAAAAACGUCCACGAGUCCCCCUGGUACCUUCAGGCCAAGCUUUCUGCAGAAAACGCCUCAGGGAUCAAGUACAUAAAGGACUAUGAGAAAGAGAAGAUCCACUACCUGACACCAGUAGACAGAGUUGACUUUGUUGCUGCUAAGGCUGUCAGUGGCAUGUCAGAGCGUAAAUACAGGCAACAACCAGGAAAACCCAUCUCCAUCCCAGACACACCAGAGAUCGUCCGCAGCAAAAAGCUGGGAGUCCUCAAGGAUCAAGUCUACAAGCAAGAGCCAGGUGCCUUCAUUUCAACCCCAGACUCUAUGGAGAUGGAGAGAGUUAGGACUCUACAGGAAAUCACCAGCGAACAAUACUACAAGGAGGACGCUCAGUGGCUUGUACAGAGAUGUCUGAGCCAGUAUCCCUUCUCUGUAGAGCUGGACAGAGUCAACAAAGUCAAGUAUCAGAAUGAUCCGCGUGUAUACCAAUGGGAGGCAGACAGGGAGAAACAGAAGUACACAGUCCUGGCAGACUCCCCCGAGAUCACUCGUGUGGUGAACGCUGCCAAGAUGCAGAGUGACCGUGUCUACCAGCAAGGCUAUGAGAAGCAGAAAGCAGGAGGCUACAGGCUGGCCGCUGAUGCUCCUACUUUCCUCACAGCUAAGGAAGCAGCCAAGAAUGCCAGUGAUUAUGCCUACCAGUCAGGACUUAGGGAGGCCCGAGGGAAGGGAUUCCCCAACUUCCAGGAGUCUCCACUUUUCCUGCAGAACAAACUGUCAGCACAGCUGGCCUCUGGGGCUGUGUACACCAAGGACUAUGAGCAGCAGAAGCUGAAGUACACCCUCCCUGCUGACAGGGUGGACAUGGUGACUGCUAAGGCUGUUCUGGACUUGUCUGAGCGCAAGUACAGGCAGAAGCCAGGAAAGUUCAUCUCUAUCCCUGAUACCAUGGAGCAGGUCCGCUGCACAAAGGCUGCCAAGCUUGCCAGCGACAAAUACUACAAGCAAGAGCCAGGUGCCUUCAUUUCAACCCCAGACUCUAUGGAGAUGGAGAGAGUUAGGACUCUACAGGAAAUCACCAGUGACCAAUACUACAAGGAGGACGCUCAGUGGCUUGUACAGAGAUGUCUGAGCCAGUAUCCCUUCUCUGUAGAGCUGGACAGGGUCAACAAAGUCAAGUAUCAGAAUGAUCCGCGUGUAUACCAAUGGGAGGCAGACAAGGAGAAACAGAAGUACACAGUCCUGGCAGACUCCCCCGAGAUCACUCGUGUGGUGAACGCUGCCAAGAUGCAGAGUGACCGUGUCUACCAGCAAGGCUAUGAGGAACAGAAAGCAGGAGGCUACAGGCUGGCUGCUGAUGCUCCUACUUUCCUCACAGCUAAGGAAGCAGCCAAGAAUGCCAGUGAUUAUAACUACCAGUCAGGACUUCGGGAGGCCCGAGGGAAAGGAUUCCCCAACUUCCAGGAGUCUCCACUGUUCCUGCAGAACAAACUGUCAGCACAGCUGGCCUCUGGGGCUGUGUACACAAAAGACUAUGAGAAGCAGAAGCUGAAGUACACCCUCCCUGCUGACAGGGUGGACAUGGUGACUGCCAAGGCUGUUCUGGAGCAGUCUGAUCGCAAGUACAGGCAGAAGCCAGGAAAGUUCAUCUCUAUCCCUGAUACCAUGGAGCAGGUCCGCUGCACAAAGGCUGCAAAGCUUGCCAGCGACAAAUACUAUAAGCAAGAGCCCGGGACCUUCAUUUCAACCCCAGACUCUAUGGAAAUGGAAAGGGUGAAGACCCUACAGGAAAUCACCAGUGACCAAUACUACAAGGAGGACGCUCAGUGGCUUGUACAGAGAUGUCUGAGCCAGUAUCCCUUCUCUGUAGAGCUGGACAGAGUCAACAAAGUCAAGUAUCAGAAUGAUCCUCGUUUGUACCAAUGGGAGGCAGACAAGGAGAAACAGAAGUACACAGUCCUGGCAGACUCCCCCGAGAUCACUCGUGUGGUGGCCGCUGCCAAGAUGCAGAGUGACCGUGUCUACCAGGAAGGCUAUGAGAAACAGAAAGCCGGAGGCUACAGGCUGGCCGCUGAUGCUCCUACUUUCCUCACAGCUAAGGAAGCAGCCAAGAAUGCCAGCGAUUAUAACUACCAGUCAGGACUUCGGGAGGCCCGAGGGAAGGGAUUCCCCAACUUCCAGGAGUCUCCACUGUUCCUGCAGAACAAACUGUCAGCACAGCUGGCCUCUGGGGCUGUGUACACCAAGGACUAUGAGAAGCAGAAGCUGAAGUACACCCUGCCAGCUGACAGGGUGGACAUGGUGGCUGCCAAGUCUGUUCUGGACUUGUCUGAUCGGAAGUACAGACAGAAACCAGGAAAGUUCAUCUCUAUCCCAGACAAUAUGGAGCAGGUCCGCUGCAAUGCUGUGGCCAAGCUCGCUAGUGACAAACACUACAAGCAGGAGCCCGGCAAGUUCAUCUCAAUCCCAGACUCUAUGGAGAUAGAGAGGGUGAAGUCUCUACAGGAAAUCACCAGCGACCAAUACUACAAGGAGGACGCUCAGUGGCUUGUACAGAGAUGUCUGAGCCAGUAUCCCUUCUCUGUAGAGCUGGACAGGGUCAACAAAGUCAAGUUCCAGAAUGAUCCUCGUCUGUACCAAGAGGAGGCAGACAGGGAGAAACAGAAGUACACAGUCCUGGCAGACUCCCCCGAGAUCACUCGUGUGGUGAACGCUGCCAAGAUGCAGAGUGACCGUGUCUACCAAGAAGGCUAUGAGAAGCAGAAAGCAGGAGGCUACAGGCUGGCCGCUGAUGCUCCUACUUUCCUCACAGCUAAGGAAGCAGCCAAGAAUGCUAGUGAUUAUAAUUACCAGUCAGGACUUCGGGAGGCCAGAGGGAAGGGAUUCCCCAACUUCCAGGAGUCUCCACUGUUCCUGCAGAACAAACUGUCAGCACAGCUGGCCUCUGGGGCUGUGUACACCAAGGACUAUGAGCAGCAGAAGCUGAAGUACACCCUCCCUGCUGACAGGGUGGACAUGGUGGCUGCCAAGGCUGUUCUAGACUUGUCUGACCGCAAGUACAGGCAAAAGCCAGGAAAGUUCAUCUCUAUCCCAGACAAUAUGGAGCAGGUCCGCUGCAAUGCUGUGGCCAAGCUUGCCAGUGACAAACACUACAAGCAGGAGCCUGGCAAGUUCAUCUCAAUCCCAGACUCUAUGGAGAUAGAGAGAGUGAAGUCUCUACAGGAAAUCACCAGCGACCAAUACUACAAGGAGGACGCUCAGUGGCUUGUACAGAGAUGUCUGAGCCAGUAUCCCUUCUCUGUAGAGCUGGACAGGGUCAACAAAGUCAAGUAUCAGAAUGAUCCUCGUCUGUACCAAUGGGAGGCAGACCAGGAGAAACAGAAGUACACAGUCCUGGCAGACUCCCCCGAGAUCACUCGUGUGGUGGCCGCUGCCAAGAUGCAGAGUGACCGUGUCUACCAGGAAGGCUAUGAGAAGCAGAAAGCAGGAGGCUACAGGCUGGCCGCUGAUGCUCCGACUUUCCUCACAGCUAAGGAAGCAGCCAAGAAUGCCAGUGAUUAUAACUACCAGUCAGGACUUCGGGAGGCCCGAGGGAAGGGAUUCCCCAACUUCCAGGAGUCUCCACUGUUCCUGCAGAACAAACUGUCAGCACAGCUGGCCUCUGGGGCUGUGUACACCAAGGAUUAUGAGCAGCAGAAGCUGAAGUACACCCUGCCUGCUGACAGGGUGGACAUGGUGGCUGCCAAGGCUGUUCUGGACUUGUCUGAUCGCAAGUACAGGCAGAAACCAGGAAAGUUCAUCUCUAUCCCAGACAAUAUGGAGCAGGUCCGCUGCAAUGCUGUGGCCAAGCUUGCUAGUGACAAACACUACAAGCAAGAGCCAGGUGCCUUCAUUUCAAUCCCAGACUCUAUGGAGAUAGAGAGGGUGAAGUCUCUACAGGAAAUCACCAGUGACCAAUACUACAAGGAGGACGCUCAGUGGCUUGUACAGAGAUGUCUGAGCCAGUAUCCCUUCUCUGUAGAGCUGGACAGGGUCAACAAAGUCAAGUUCCAGAAUGAUCCUCGUCUGUACCAAUGGGAGGCAGACCAGGAGAAACAGAAGUACACAGUCCUGGCAGACUCCCCUGAAGUCACUCGUGUGGUGGCUGCUGCCAAGAUGCAGAGUGACCUUGUGUACCAUGAAGGCUAUGAGAAGCAGAAGCAGGCAGGCUACAAGCUGGCCGCUGAUGCUCCUACUUUCCUCACAGCUAAGGAGGCUGCCAAGAAUGCCAGUGAUUAUGUCUACCAGACAGGACUUCGGGCGGCCCGUGGCCAAGGAUUCCCCAACUUCCAGGAGUCUCCACUGUUCCUGCAGAACAAACUGUCAGCACAGCUGGCCUCUGGGGCUUUAUACACCAAGGACUAUGAGCAGCAGAAGCUGAAGUACACCCUCCCUGCUGACAGGGUGGACAUGGUGGCUGCCAAGGCUGUUCUGGAGCAGUCUGAGCGCAACUACAGGCAGAAGCCAGGAAAGUUCAUCUCUAUCCCAGACAAUAUGGAGCAGGUCCGCUGCAAUGCUGUGGCCAAGCUUGCCAGUGAUAAACACUACAAGCAGGAGCCCGGCAAGUUCAUCUCAAUCCCAGACUCUAUGGAGAUAGAGAGGGUGAAGUCUCUACAGGAAAUCACCAGUGACCAAUACUACAAGGAGGAUGCUCAGUGGCUUGUACAGAGAUGUCUGAGCCAGUAUCCCUUCUCUGUAGAGCUGGACAGGGUCAACAAAGUGUCACUGAUGCAGGAUCCGCGCAUCUACCGUGAGGAGUGGGACAGGGACAGACAGAAGUACACCGUCCUGGCAGACUCCCCUGAAGUCAAACGAGUUUGUGAUGUUGCCAAGAUGCAGAGUGAUCUUGUGUACCACGAAGGCUAUGAGAAGCAGAAGCAGGGAGGCUACAAGCUGGCCGCUGAUGCUCCUCUCUUCCUGACUGCUAAGGAAUCGGCCAAGAAUGCCAGUGAUUAUAACUACCAGACAGGACUUCGGGAGGCCAGAGGGAAGGGAUUCCCCAACUUCCAGGAGUCUCCACUCUUCCUGCAGAACAAACUGUCAGCACAGCUGGCCUCUGGGGCCUUGUACACCAAGGACUACCAACAGCAGAAGCUGAAGUACACCCUCCCUGCUGACAGGGUGGACAUGGUGGCUGCCAAGGCUGUUCUGGACUUGUCUGAGCGCAAGUACAGGCAGAGGCCAGGAAAGUUCAUCUCUAUCCCUGACAAUGUGGAGCAGGUCCGCUGCAAUGCUGUGGCCAAGCUUGCCAGUGAUAAAUACUACAAGCAAGAGCCGGGCAGGUUCAUCUCAACAGCAGACACUCCUGAAAUCAACAGGCUGAGGUCUCUACAAGAGAUUGUCAGCGACUACUACUACAAGGAGGAAGCCAAGGAGCUUGUGGAGAGAUGUCUGAGCCAGUAUCCCUUCUCUGUGGAGAUCGACAGGGUCAACAAAGUGUCACUGAUGCAGGAUCCGCGUCUGUACCGUGAGGAGUGGGACAGGGACAGACAGAAGUACACAGUCCUGGCAGACUCUCCUGAAGUCAAACGAGUUUGUGAUGUUGCCAAGUUGCAGAGUGAUCUUGUGUACCACCAAGGCUAUGAGAAGCAGAAGCAGGGAGGCUACAAGCUGGCCGCUGAUGCUCCACUCUUCCUGACAGCCAAGGAAUCGGCCAAGAAUGCCAGUGAUUAUAACUACCAGACAGGACUUCGGGCGGCCCGUGGCCAAGGAUUCCCCAACUUCCAGGAGUCUCCACUGUUCCUGCAGAACAAACUGUCAGCACAGCUGGCCUCUGGGGCUUUGUACACCAAGGACUACCAACAGCAGAAGCUGAAGUACACCCUCCCUGCUGAUAGGGUGGACAUGGUGGCUGCCAAGUCUGUUCUGGACUUGUCUGAGCGCAAGUAUAGGCAGAGGCCAGGAAAGUUCAUCUCUAUCCCUGACAAUGUGGAGCAGGUCCGCUGCAAUGCUGUGGCCAAGCUUGCCAGUGAUAAAUACUACAAGCAAGAGCCGGGCAGGUUCAUCUCAACAGCAGACACUCCUGAAAUCAACAGGCUGAGGUCUCUACAAGAGAUUGUCAGUGACUACUACUACAAGGAGGAAGCCAAGGAGCUUGUGGAGAGAUGUCUGAGCCAGUAUCCCUUCUCUGUGGAGAUCGACAGGGUCAACAAAGUCUCACUGAUGCAGGAUCCGCGUCUGUACCGUGAGGAGUGGGACAGGGACAGACAGAAGUACACAGUCCUGGCAGACUCCCCUGAAGUCAAACGAGUUUGUGAUGUUGCCAAGUUGCAGAGUGAUCUUGUGUACCACCAAGGCUAUGAGAAGCAGAAGCAGGCAGGCUACAAGCUGGCCGCUGAUGCUCCUCUCUUCCUGACUGCUAAGGAAUCAGCCAAGAAUGCCAGUGAUUAUGCCUACCAGACAGGACUUCGGGCAGCCCGUGGCCAAGGAUUCCCCAACUUCCAGGAGUCUCCACUGUUCCUGCAGAACAAACUGUCAGCACAGCUGGCCUCUGGGGCUGUGUACACCAAGGACUACCAACAGCAGAAGCUGAAGUACACCCUCCCUGCUGACAGGGUGGACAUGGUGGCUGCCAAGGGUAUCCUGGACUUGUCUGAUCGCAAGUACAGGCAGAAGCCAGGAAAGCCCAUCUCCAUCCCUGACACUGUGGAGCAGGUCCGCUGUAACGAAGUGGCUAGACUCGCCAGCGAUAAAUACUACAAGCAGGAGCCUGGUCGCUUUAUCUCAACCAAGGACACCCCUGAAAUCCUCAGGCUAAAGUCUCUACAGGAGAUUGUCAGUGACCACUACUACAAGGAGGAAGCCAAGGAAAUUGUGGAGAGAUGUCUGAGCCAGUAUCCCUUCUCUGUGGAGAUCGACAGGGUCAACAAAGUGUCUGCAAUGCAGGACCCGCGUAUGUACCGUGAGGAGUGGGACAGGGACAGACAGAAGUACACCGUCAUCCCAGACUCCCCCGAAGUCGCUCGAGUUGUUGAAGUUGCCAAGAUGCAGAGUGAUCUCGUGUACCACCAAGGCUAUGAGAAGCAGAAGCAGGGAGGCUACAAGCUGGCCGCUGAUGCUCCUCUCUUCCUGACUGCUAAGGAAUCAGCCAAGAAUGCCAGUGAUUAUAACUACCAGACAGGACUUCGGGCGGCCCGUGGCCAAGGAUUCCCCAACUUCCAGGAGUCUCCACUGUUCCUGCAGAACAAACUGUCAGCACAGCUGGCCUCUGGGGCUCUAUAUACCAAAGACUACCAACAGCAGAAGCUGAAGUACACCCUCCCUGCUGACAGGGUGGACAUGGUGGCUGCCAAGAAUAUUAUGGACUUGUCUGACCGCAAGUACAGGCAGAAGCCAGCAGUGCCCAAGCUGCCCCCAGACUCGGUUGAGCAGGUCCACUUCAAGUCUCUGGCUCCAUUGAAAGAUAAAGUCUACAAGCAUGAACCAGGCGGUUUUACCUCGGAGAUCGACACUCCUGAGACCAGGAGACUGAGGUCCCUCCUGGAGAUUGUCAGCGACUAUUACUACAAGGAAGAGGCCAAGGAGAUUGUGGAGAAGUGCAGCAGCCAGUAUCCCUUCUCUGUAGAGAUUGACAGGGUUCACAAGGUUUCGGAGAUGCAGGACCCGCGUCUGUACCGUGAGGAGUGGGACAGGGACAGACAGAAGUAUACGGUCAUCCCAGAUUCGCCUGAGGUUGCUCGUGUAGUGGAGGCUGCUAAGAUGCAGAGCGAUCGCAUCUACCGCGAAGGCUACGAGAAGCAGAAACAAGAAGGUUACAAGAUGAUACCCGAUACGCCACUCUUCCUUCAGUGCAGGGAGUCUGCCAGAAAUGCCAGUGAUUAUGUCUACCAGACAGGACUUCGGGAGGCCCAUGGCAAGGGAUUCCCCAACUUCCAGGAGUCUCCACUGUUCCUGCAGAACAAACUGUCAGCACAGCUGGCGUCUGGGGCUCUCUAUACCAAAGACUACCAACAGCAGAAGCUGAAGUACACCCUCCCUGCUGACAGGGUGGACAUGGUGGCUGCCAAGGGUAUCCUGGACUUGUCUGAUCGCAAGUACAGGCAGAAGCCAGGAGUACCAAAGGUGUUCCCUGACUCAGUUGAACAACGCCACGUCAAGUCUCUGGCCCCACUGAAAGACAAAGUGUACAAGCACGAGCCAGGCGGCUUCACCUCUGAGAUUGACACUCCUGAGACCAGGAGGAUGAGGACUCUACUGGAAACAGUCAGCGACUAUUACUACAAGGAGGAAGCCAAAGAGAUUGUGGAGAAGUGCUGCAGCCAGUUCCCCUUCACUGUGGAGAUUGAGAGGGUGGAGAAGGUUACAGAAAUGCAGGACGAUCGCCGCUACCGUGCAGAUUAUGAGAGGGACAGACACAACUACACCGUCAUUCCAGACUCCCCUGAAGUCGCUCGUGUGGUGGAGGCUGCCAGGAUGCAGAGUGAUCGUGUGUACCGUGAAGGCUAUGAGAAGCAGAAGCAGGAGGGAUACAAGAUGGUGUCUGACACACCUCUCUUCCUCCAAUGCAGGGAAUCGGCCUGGAAUGCCAGUGAUUAUAACUACAAGACAGCACUUGAGGAGGCACGAAAGGCCCAGUUCAAGAAUGUGCACGAGUCUCCACUGUUCCUGCAGAACAAACUGUCAGCACAGCUGGCCUCUGGGCCGCUGUAUGUCAAGGACUAUGAGCAGCAGAAGCUGAAGUACACCCUACCUGCUGACAGGGUGGACAUGGUGGCUGCCAAGAAUAUUCUGGACUUGUCUGACCGCAAGUACAGGCAGAAGCCAGGAGUACCAAAGGUGUUCCCAGACUCAGUUGAACAACGUCAUGUCAAGUCUCUGGACCCACUGAAGGAUAAAGUGUACAAGCACGAGCCAGGCGGCUUCACUUCUGAGAUUGACACUCCUGAGACCAGGAGGAUGAGGACUCUACUGGAAACUGUCAGCGACUAUUACUACAAGGAGGAAGCCAAGGAGAUUGUGGAGAAGUGCUGCAGCCAGUUCCCCUUCACUGUGGAGAUUGAGAGGGUGGAGAAGGUUACAGAAAUGCAGGACGAUCGCCGCUACCGUGCAGAUUAUGAGAGGGACAGACACAACUACACCGUCAUUCCAGACUCCCCUGAAGUCGCUCGUGUGGUGGAGGCUGCCAGGAUGCAGAGCGAUCUGAUCUACAAAGAAGGGUUUGAACAGCAGAAGAAGGAAGGCUACAAGAUGGUGUCAGACACACCUCUCUUCCUCCAGGCCAGGGAGUCUGCCAGGAAUGCCAGUGAUUACGUGUACAAGACAGCAAUCAAGCAGGCACAAGAGGCCCAGUACAAGAAUGUCCACGAGUCUCCACUGUACCUGCAGAACAAACUGUCAGCACAGUUGUCUUCUGGACCUCUGUACGUCAAGGACUACGAGCAGCAGAAGCUGAAGUACACCCUCCCUGCUGACAGGGUGGACAUGGUGGCUGCCAAGAAUAUUCUGGACUUGUCUGACCGCAAGUACAGGCAGAAGCCAGGAGUACCAAAGGUGUUCCCUGAUUCAGUGGAACAAAAACAUGUCAGGUCUCUGGAUCCACUCAAGGAUAAAGUCUACAAGCAAGAGCCAGGCGGCUUCACCUCUGAGAUUGACACUCCUGAGACCAGGAGGCUGAAGUCUCUUCUGGAGAUUGUCAGUGACAACUACUACAAGGAGGAGGCAAAGGAGAUUGUGGAGAAGUGCUGCAGCCAGUUCCCCUUCACUGUGGAGAUUGAGAGGGUGGAGAAGGUCUCAGAGAUGCAGGAUGCGCGUCGUUACCGUGAGAAGUGGGACGAAGAGAAGCAGAAGUACACCGUCAUUCCAGACUCCCCUGAAGUGAUGCGUGUGGUGGAGGCUGCAAGGAUGCAGAGUGAUCUUGUCUACAAAGAAGGGUUUGAAAAGCAGAAGAAGGAAGGCUACAAGAUGGUGUCAGACACACCUCUCUUCCUCCAGGCCAGGGAAUCUGCCAGGAAUGCCAGUGAUUAUGUGUACAAGACAGCAAUCAAGCAGGCACAAGAGGCCCAGUACAAGAAUGUCCAUGAGUCUCCUCUGUACCUGCAGAACAAACUGUCAGCACAGCUGGCCUCUGGGCCUCUGUAUGUCAAGGACUAUGAGCAGCAGAAGCUGAAGUACACCCUCCCUGCUGACAGGGUGGACAUGGUGGCUGCCAAGAAUAUUCUGGACCUGUCUGAGCGCAAGUACAAGCAGAAACCAGGAGUGCCUAAGGUGUUCCCAGACACUAUUGAGGGGGUCCGUGUCAAGUCUCUGGACCCACUGAAGGAUAAAGUCUACAAGCAAGAGCCAGGCGGCUUCACAUCUGAGAUUGACACUCCUGAGACCAGGAGGCUGAAGUCUCUACUGGAGAUUGUCAGUGACAACUACUACAAGGAGGAGGCCAGGGAGAUUGUGGAGAAGUGCUGCAGCCAGUUCCCCUUCACUGUGGAGAUUGAGAGGGUGGAGAAGGUCUCAGAGAUGCAGGAUGCUAAAAAGUACCGUGAGAAGUGGGAUGAGGAGAAACAGAAGUAUACCGUCAUCCCAGACUCCCCUGAGGUGUUGCGUGUGGUCGAGGCAGCUAAGAUGCAGAGUGAUCUUGUCUACAAAGAAGGGUUUGAAAAGCAGAAGAAGGAAGGUUACAAGAUGGUGUCAGACACACCUCUCUACAACCAGGCUAGGGAAUCAGCCAGGAAUGCCAGUGAUUAUAACUACAAGACAGCACUGAAGGAAGCUCAAGAGAAACAGUACAAGAAUGUCCAUGAGUCUCCUCUGUACCUACAGAACAAAUUUUCAGCACAGCUGGCCUCUGGGCCACUGUAUAUCAAGGAUUACGAGACAGGGAAGGUGAAAUAUGCCCUGCCGCCUGACAGAGUGGACAUUGUCGCUGCAAAGAAUUAUCAGAACUUCUCUGAUCGCAAGUACAAGCAGAAACCAGGAGUGCCGAAGGUGUUCCCAGACACUGUUGAGGGGGUCCGUGUCAAGUCUCUGGACCCACUGAAGGAUAAAAUCUACAAGCAAGAGCCAGGCGGCUUCACCUCUGAGAUCGACACUCCUGAGACCAGGAGGCUGAAGUCUCUACUGGAGAUUGUCAGUGACCACUACUAUAAGGAGGAAGCCAAGGAGAUUGUGGAGAAGUGCUGCAGCCAGUUCCCCUUCACUGUGGAGAUUGAGAGGGUGGAGAAGGUCUCAGAGAUGCAGGAUAUGAAAAAGUACCGUGAAGCGUACGAUGAGGCCAAACAGAACUACACAGUCAUCCCAGACUCACCUGAGGUCCUGCGUGUGCUAGAAGCCAACAAGCUGCAAAGUGAUCUUGUAUACCACAAGGGCUUCGUGAAACAGAGGGAUGAAGGUUACAAGAUGGUGUCAGACACACCGGAGUACCGCCGAGCUACAUUUGCAGCUGCCCUGGCCAGCGAUUACCUGUACAAGACAGCACUGAAGAGAGCUCAGGAGACACAGUACAAGAAUGUGCACGAGUCUCCUCUGUACCUGCAGAACAAACUGUCCGCUGAACUGUCAUCAGGGGUGAGGUAUGUAAAGAACUAUGAAGAAAACAAGGUCAAGUACUCGUUGCCUACUGACCGUGUGGACAUGGUCGCAGCCAAGGAAGCAAUCGCCCGAUCUGAUCGCAAUUACAAGCAGAAGCUUGGAUCACCUAAGGUGUUCCCAGACUCCGUGGAGGGGGUCCGUGUCAAGUCUCUGGCACCAAUGAAGGAUAAAGUCUACAAGCAAGAGCCUGGUCGUUUCACCUCUGAGAUUGACACUCCUGAGACCAGGAGGCUGAAGUCUCUACUGGAGAUUGUCAGCGACAACUACUACAAGGAGGAAGCUAAGGAGAUUGUGGAGAAGUGCUGCAGCCAGUAUCCAUUCACUGUGGAGAUUGAGAGGGUGGAGAAGGUCUCAGAGAUGCAGGAUGCUAAACGUUACCGUGAGGCCUGGGAUGAAGACAAGCAGAACUACAAGGUCAUUCCCGACUCCCCCGAGGUCCUUCGUGUGAUCGAAGCUGCCAAGAUGCAGAGUGAUCGCCUGUACCAGAAGGGUCUAGAGAAACAGAGGGAUGAAGGGUACAAACUGGUGGCAGACAGUCCAGAGUACCGCAGGGUUCUCCUGGCAGCAGCACAGGCCAGUGAUGUCCUCUACAAGACAGCAAUAAAGAAAGCUCAGGAGACGCAGUACAAGAACGUCCAUGAGUCUCCUCUGUACCUGCAGAACAAACUGUCUGCUGAGAUGGCUUCUGGGGCCAGGUACAUUAAGGACUAUGAACAGAUGAAGGUGAAGUACUCGUGCCCUGCUGACAGGGUGGACCUCAAGACUGCCAAGAUGGUGGCUGGCUUCUCUGAUCUCAAGUACAAGCAUAUUGAGCCCAAGUACACACCAGUUGCUGACACUGUGCAGAAUGAACACGCCAAGACCAUUGCUGGCUACAGUGAUCUUAAGUACGUCCAGAAGGUUGCCGCCAAGAACUUGUCUGAGACGGACACGCCAGUGAUGAGGAGGAUCAAGUCUCUCCAAGAAAUCACCAGCGACAAUCUCUACAAGGAGGAGGCCAAGGAGAUUGUGGAGAAGUGCUGCAGCCAGUAUCCCUUCACUGUGGAGAUGGAGAGAUUCGAAAAACUCUUGGAACUCAAUGACAAGAAGUUGUACAAGAAAGACUACGAAGAGGAACGUCAGAAAUACCAUGUGUACCCAGAUACACCUGAAGUCAAGCGUGUCAUCGAUGCGGCCAUCUUGCAGAGUGACGCGAAGUACCGUGAGAAGUAUGAGACAGAGAUUAAGGGUAAAGGAAACUUCCCCCAGCACAUCACUCCUGUGUACGCAUCACAGAAGGAGGCUUCAGGCCUCACGGAUGCUGUGUACUCGAGGGAUGCCCGUGAGAAAAUGCAGGAGAAGAGCUACAAGAACUUCCACGAGUCUCCGCUGUACAGGACACUGAAGGACGACACUGACAUGGCCAGCAUGUCUAAGUACGUCAGUGACUGGGAGCAGAGAAAGGUGGACUACAAGGUUGUCGCAGACACUCCGGACAUCAAGAGGGUGAAGAAGGCUGGCACCCUGGCCUCCCCGAGAACAUAUGUGCAGAAACAAGAGAAAUAUGAGACAGUUGCUGACACCCCAGCCAACACCCUGGCCAAGGAGUCAGGCAAACUGGUCGGAGAUCUCCACUACAAGCAGGUAGUGAAGAGUCGUGGCCUCACAGACACCGACACCCCGGAGAUGAGGCGGAUCAAGUCCCUCCGUGAGAUUGUCAGUGACAACAUCUACAAGGAGGAGGCCAAGGAGAUUGUGGAGAAGUGCUGCACCCAGUAUCCCUUCACUGUGGACAUGGAGAGGUUCGAGAAACUCAUGGAACUUAUGGACCAGAAACGGUAUAGGAAGCACUAUGAGGAGGAGCGUGGCAACUUCCAUGUCUACCCAGAUGCACCGGACAUCAAACGUACCCUGGCAAUGGCCAUGCUCUACAGCGAUCUGAAGUACAAGGAGGCAUAUGAGAAUGAGAUGAGAGGCAAGGGCAACUUCCCGCAGCACAUCACCCCAGUCUACCGCAGCCAGAUUGAAGCUGCCAAGAUUACAGACGCUGUGUACAAGAAGGAUGCUCAUGAUGAGAUGCAGAAGUUGAGUUAUAAGAACUUCCACGAGUCCCCGCUGUACAGGACUCUUAAAGAUGACACCGACAUGGCCAGCAUGACCAAGUAUAGGGACCAGUAUGAGAAAGAGAAGAUCAACUACAAGACAGUAGCAGACACACCCGACAUCAAGAGAGCCAAGAAGGGCGGAGUUCUGGCUAGCCAGCGAUUGUACAAGCAGAAAUGCGACUCGUACGAAACUGUGGCCGACACGCCCGCCAAUAUCCAUGCCAAGGAAACAGGCAAACUGCACAGCGAUCUGCCAUACAGCAAUCGCGAUGCGGGCACUUUACGGUCUGUGUACCGAGGCCAGCGCUUCACUCCACUGGACACGCCCGAGUCCAGGAGGUUUAAGAGCCUGCGGGAGCUGGCUAGCGAUAGCAUCUACAAGGAAGAGGCCAAGGAGAUUCUGGAGAAGUGCUGCACCCAGUAUCCCUGGACUGUGGAGAUGGAGAGACUUGAGAAACUGAAAGAACUGUAUGACAAGGCGCUGUACCAGAAGUUGGUGGAUGAAGCACGUCAGUACCACCUCUUCCCAGACUGCCCGGAGAUCAAGAGGGUUGUGGAUGCUGACAAAAUGCAGAGUGAUCUUGUGUAUAAGGAGGCGUAUGAGAAGGCACGAGGGAAAGGGUACUUCAAGGUCACAGACACUCCGUUGUACAAGACUUUGGUACAAGCUGCUUUGGAUGCCAGCCCGGACCACUACAGCAGGGCGGCUCUGACUGAGAUGAGGGAGAAGAAUUACAAGAACGUACACGAGAGCCCACUGUACAAAAUGCAGAGGGAGAACACAGACAACCAGAGCCCGUACUUGUACAACAAGUUCCCAGAAAAUAGACACAACUUUAAGAUUCCUGUGGACACACCAGAUCUGAAGAGGAUUCGGAAGGCAGGCGACAUCGCUAGUGAGCUGAAGUACCAGAAGGACAAGAACACAGAGAAGUACAUCCCCAUCGCCGACACUGUAGCUGUGAAACAUGCUCAACACAUGGAACAGAUCCAGGGCUACCUGCCGUAUGAGAAGCACGAUGCAGGCACAGUCAGGAACAGGUACAGGGGGAAGCGCUUCACUCCGGUGGACACGCCCGAGUCCAACCGUCUCAAGAGCCUGAAGGAGCUGUCCAGCGACACCAUCUACAAGGAGGAGGCCAAGGAGAUCAACGAGAAAUGCUGCUCGCAGUUCCCUCUGACUCCCGAGAUGGAGCGAUUCUGGCGACUUCAGGAUCUCUACAGCGAUGCUGACUACAGAAUGAAGGCUUUGGAGACACGUGGAGAUUUCCACCUGUACCCAGACACCCCUGAGUUCGAACGCCUCAAUAAGAUGAACAUCGUUCAGAGUGAUCUGAAGUACCAGGAACGUUACAUGAAGGAGUUGAGAGGAAAGGGAUACCAGCUGACGCCCGACAUGCCGCUGUACCAGAGGAUGAAGAGGGUCACAGCCCAGAACAGCGACAAUGUCUACAAGGGAGAGGCUAAGAAGCUGCUUGGCAAGAGCAUCGAUGUCACACAGACGCCCGAGUACACACGCCAACAGGAAGCUCAGAAGAUCAGUAGCCAGUCUGAGUAUGAAGCGAAGGACAAGGAGAGGAAGCAUCAGUACAAGACCUCCUCAGACACACCCGAGUACCGGCGGCACAGGAAGGUGGCCAAGUUCACUCCUGAUAAAGCGUACCAGACAGCCAAGCCAGAUUUGGACAAGUACCACCCUGUGAAGGACACCCCAUCCAACAAGCGUGCUGAUGAUGCUCAGAAGAUCCAGAGUGACCUCUGGUACCAGGAGCAGGGCCGUGAACUCAAAGGAAAGGCCUACACAGAGGUGGACAAUCCCGUCAACCGUCGCGUCAAGAGCCUGCGGGAGAUCACCAGCGACACGUUCUACAAGGACGAGGCGCAGCACCUGUGGCACGUGGCCUGCACACAGUACCCCUACACCCCCGACAUGGAGCGCCACGAGGACAACCUGCGCAAGUUCAGUGACGUGCUCUACAAGAAUAAGUACGAGAUGACCAAACACGAGUACCACCCCGUCCCAGACAGCCCCGAACUCAAACUGGCCAAGGAGAACGCUGUCAGACACAGCGGGUUCAAGUACAGGGAGAAGUAUGAAGAGUUGAAGAAAAAACCCAAGUUCAACGUUGCAGAUACACAACUGUACAGGAGAAUGAGAGAAGUUGCAGCAGCUACAUGUGAUGACAAUUAUAUGGGUGACUACAGACAGAACAUCAAGGGAAAAGGUGUUUCCAACUACGCGGAGACGCCGCUGUACCAAAGGAACAAGGAGGCAGGGGAUGCUUCCAGCGAGCUUAAGUAUGGAGUGGACCUUAAGAAGAUCCGUGAAGGCAAAGGCUACACCCCGACUGCCGACACUCCUCAGAACAGACAUGUUAAGAAGAUGGAGAAGAUACAGAGUGCGGUGAAGUACCCCAAGGCUCUGAAGGACCUGGCCAAGUAUGCGACGGUGCUGGACACCCCAGAUACACAGAGGGCCAUCAACACGUACAAAAACCAGAGCACGCUGUACUACGGAGCGGACGCCAAGAGCGAGAUGAUUGGAAAGCCGUUCCGGGAGGUGAACGAGACUCCGGCCAGCGCUCACCACAAGAAGGUCCUGGACAUGAGCGAUGUGGUGUACAAGGAUGAGGCCAGACGUCUGCACACCAUCGCCUGCACACAGUACCCCUACACACCCGAGAACCUGCGCAUGGCAGAGCUGUCCAGGACACAGAGCGAGCAAAUGUACAAGGAGCGUGCAGAACUGGAGAAGCACAAGUACACACAGCUGCCUGACACACCCGACAUAAACUUUGCCAAGGAGGUCCAUGACAUCACCAGUGAGAACAAAUACAAGGAGGAGUACAACAAGGACAGAGGCAAAUACUCCAUGGUGGCCCAAACACCUCUGUACGAAACAGCACAGAAAGCCAACAAGCUCACCAGCGAGACUCUGUACAAGAAGGCCUACAAGGCACUGCAGGGUAAGGGAUACGCACUGAUCGAUACUCCAGAGUUCGAGAGGUGUAAGCAGGUGAACAAGCUGGCCAGCCGGACCAAGUACCACGAGGACUAUGAGAAGUCGAAGAUCAAGGGUUACACACCAGUGGUGGACACACCGGAGAACAUCCGCCUUCGCCAACAGAGCAAGAUUCAGAGCCAGAACGAAUAUCAGAAGGGUUACAAGGCUUUGGCAGGAAAGUUCCAUUACACCUCGGAUAAUCCUGAGCACAACCGGAUAAGGAGCGUCAGUAAGAUACAGAGCCAGAUCCACUAUGGCCCCUCUCGUCUGGAGCAACAUGGCCAGAAAUACCAUGCAGCCAUUGACGACCCUGAACUCAAACGCCUCCAAGAAGUUGGGAAGUUCCAGAGCCAGGUUCUCUAUGGAGAGAUUAAAGACAAAGACGAUGCCAGCAAGGGUCGUGGCAAAUACACACAGAUCCAGCAGGAUCCAGAGAUGAAGAGACUGAAGGAGGCAAAUGCCUACGCAUCAGAGGCUCAGGUAGCAGUGAGAAGGUUCGAUGAAAAGAAUCGGUACACCACAGUUCUGGACGAUCCAGAACUGAACCGUAUGAAGAACGUUGGCAAGUUCCAGAGUGAGCUGCAAUACAAGGACAAGUGGACCAGAAAGACUGGAGCCCGCUACACCAACGUUCUGGACGAUCCAGAAAUGAACAGAAUCAAGGGGGUGACCAAGAUGCUCAGUGAGGUGCAGUAUCGUGAUGCGGAGUUAAAGGCAGGAAGAUUGACUGCUGUUACAGACGAUCUGGACACCGCGCGUGUCAAACGGAACACCAAAAUACAGAGCGAGACCCUGUACAGAAAAGACUUCACCAAGGGCAAAGGUACUUUCACUGGUACAAAUGGCAUCAUGGACUCUAUGGAUUAUGAAAGGAUCAGAAAAGCUUCUAAACUAAGCAGUGAGAAUGAGUACAAGAAGGGCCGAAAGAUGAACACGUACAACGCCGUCCUGGACACGCCAGACAUGCUGAGAAUCCGCAAUGCCACAAAGAUCUCCAGCGAGGUGAAAUACCACGAGGACUUUGAGAAGCAGAAGGGGAAGGCGUACCACACGGUAAUCGAUGACCCCGAGCUCACGCGCGUCAAGAAGAACACGGUCAUCCAGAGCAACCUGGCGUACCAGGGCGUCAAGGAGAAGCUUCAGACCAUGGAGUCACGGCGACAGAUGAUCCCCGGGGAACACCCCAUGCCUCCGCCCGGCCCCGCGCAACAGCUCGGAACACUGAUGGACCCCCCCACCCACGGCAUGGAAAGCAUGAGUCUCCACGACGGGCAUGAUCGCAUGAUGCAACAACAACAACAACAGGAGGAGGACCGGCACCUGGCCAGCAUGCGCAGGCAGGAGAACCCCCCUAUCUCCAUUCAAAAAAUGGAAGCCCGGAUGGCUGCUGAUGCUUCCUAUGCCCAGUUCAAGGCCAAGGGGAAGGGCAAAGUUGGAGGACGGUACAUGCCUAUCAGGCUGGGUGACCCAGGCUCCAUCUUUGAUUACGAACCCUAUGAGGGCAAGGAGGAGGCAGGCAGGGCUAUCUAUGAAAAAGACCAAAAGAAAAAGACCUUUGUUACCACUGCCACAUGGAAGCCAGCCAAGCCCAUUCGCACCAUUGAAGACUUUGUGGUGGAAGAAGAGGUCAGCGCCGCUAAAGUUGAGGAAGCCAUGGAGGCCAGGGACAAAAUCACUGAGAUGGAUAUGGAGUAUGAGCGCAGGAAAGGCGAGGGUCUGUCCUACGAGUACGACCCACAGAAAUAUUCCCACCACUACUGGUCCAAGACCACAAGUGAACUGGGUGGAGUCGUUACCACCUCCGGCAUGAAGUACCGCAAGAUCGAGGACUUCCUCAACCUCAACGCUGACUUAAUCUACAGUACAGAGAAUGAGUCGACCAGAGAGAGUGGUUCAGAGACGUCAGGAAUGUGGGAUUACGAUCCCGACAAAUACUGGAGAGCCAGGGGAUACAGAAUCUCUGCAGAACAACGCUAUCAACAGGUCAGGCUGAAGCCAGGCAAGAUUGAGGACUAUGACCCCAUGACCCAUCCUGAUGCACAGCCCAAGUUUGAGGCUCCCGCUGCUGUGAGUGAACCAGAGCCAGUGAUCCAGUCAGGGCAGGGCAUGAUGCGGGCCGUGUUUGACUACACCGCCGCCGAGGACGACGAGAUCAGCUUCAUGGACGGGGACGUCAUCGUGAACUGCGUGAAGAUCGACGACGGGUGGAUGACCGGUACGGUGCAGCGUACGGGUCAGAGCGGGAUGCUGCCCGCAAACUACGUGGAACCCAUGUCGUAGACUGCAGCACCCAACGCCGAAACGAAAACAACAAAAAA
This is a messenger RNA of Branchiostoma belcheri (Belcher's lancelet), 35543 nucleotides long. Its product is annotated as nebulin-like. Lineage: Eukaryota; Metazoa; Chordata; Leptocardii; Amphioxiformes; Branchiostomatidae. The record is from RefSeq and is a predicted model, not a curated record. Gene Ontology annotation, molecular function: actin filament binding. The transcript is spliced from 291 exons.